This is a messenger RNA of Anoplopoma fimbria (sablefish), 2950 nucleotides long. RefSeq names its product tyrosine kinase, non-receptor, 1 (gene tnk1). Gene Ontology annotation, molecular function: transmembrane receptor protein tyrosine kinase activity; ATP binding; protein binding. The coding region runs from base 373 to 2634 and encodes 753 amino acids. The record is from RefSeq and is a predicted model, not a curated record. Lineage: Eukaryota; Metazoa; Chordata; Actinopteri; Perciformes; Anoplopomatidae. The transcript is spliced from 15 exons. Gene Ontology annotation, cellular component: signaling receptor complex. Gene Ontology annotation, biological process: protein phosphorylation; multicellular organism development; positive regulation of kinase activity.
UGGAAAGAGGAGGAGAAAGCAGCCGAACGCACACAGGUAGAUCACAGACUUGUAGUGACUCAUAGAAACAUGUUACCUAAAAAACAAAAAUGAAAUAAGCAACAUCUUGGAGAUUACCUGGAUGAAUCUAUCAGAGGGUGAUUUAUUUUAAGGAGGUUUAGGAUUCAGAGAGGAGCUGUGAUUUCUGGAGAAAGCCCUCCGUCGACGUUUUUAAUGCCAACAUGGAGCACUUGUCUCUGGGCGUGUUCCAUUAGGAAAUAUAUUCCUGUCAACAACCGGAUAACUGAGUCAUUUUGAUUAACGGUUCCCAGGCUGGAAAACACGAUUGAGCGCUAAAAAUCUGUACUUGUUUUGAAGAUUUAACAAGAUUUAAUGCAGGUCGGCCGGGUGAUGGUGAUGGACCAGGACACUCAGUGGCUGUACCAUCUCCUGGCCGAGGUCCAGCUGGAGAAGUUCUACCUACGCGUCAGAGAUGGCCUCAACAUCACCCGCACUGAGCACUUCAACUACGUCAAGGAGUCCGACCUGGAGCACAUCGGGAUCAGCAAACCUGCACAAAGAAGAUUAUUUGAUGCUCUGAAACGCUACAAGACAAAUUCCCGAGGACGGUCAUGGGUGCCCAAGGCCACCAGCGGAGGGGAGCAGUGGAGCGGAGGCGGCCAGGCUCAGGCUCAGGAGGCGGGUAGCCGGGCUCUACCAUCUCUGAUCCAGGACAGCGAGCUGACUCUGGGAGAGAAGCUGGGCUCUGGGUCCUUUGGGGUGGUUAAGAGGGGAGAGUGGCACACGCCUACCGGCAGAGUGUUGCCUGUAGCAGUAAAGUCACUAAGGAGCAGCAUGUCCAAGCAGACGGACACACUGACAGACUUCCUCCAAGAGGUGACCAUCAUGCAGUCACUGGACCACCCCAACAUCAUCCGACUUUAUGGCGUGGUUCUCACACGGCCCCUCAAGAUGGUGACAGAACUGGCCCCCAUAGGCUCACUAUACGACAUCCUGCGCUCCCGUCAGUUCGAGUACCCGCUGCUCCGCCUCUGGCUCUUUGCGUCCCAGAUCGCGGCGGGUAUGGACUACCUGGAGACCAGGAGAUUCAUCCACAGAGACUUGGCUGCGAGGAACGUCCUGCUGGCAUCCAGGGAGAUGGUUAAGAUCGGGGACUUUGGCCUGAUGAGAGGCUUGAGCCAAGAGACGGAUCACUAUGUGAUGACAGCACACAGAAGAAUCCCAUUUGCAUGGUGUGCUCCAGAGAGUCUUCGUGUCGGCUCCUUCUCCCAUUCCUCUGACGUGUGGAUGUUUGGUGUCACCAUGUGGGAGAUGUUCACCUACUGUGAAGAGCCCUGGUUCGGCCUGUCAGGCAGACAGAUUUUGUGGCGUGUGGAGAGGGAGGGUGAGCGCCUGGAGAAACCGCCGGAUUGCCCCAAAGAACUGUACUCCGUCAUGAGGAAGUGCUGGGCCUGCAAUCCUUCGGACAGACCAACCUUUAUCCAGCUCACCAAAAUGGUGGCAGAGGCUAAACCAAUGGAGGUGCAAGCAACAAGAGACUUCGCUGAACCCAGAAAACUUGCACUUGUGGCCAACGACCUUGUGACCGUCAUAGAACAUGGUCUGGAGCUGAGUGAGUGGAGAGGCCAGAACCAGAAGACGCUGGCAGUCGGCUGGUUUCCUGCGAGCCUCACUGUGCCGUUAUCCACUUCUGCUGCCACUGCAGGCAACCCUGCCGCCUACAUCUCAACCCCACUGAAUGGCAGCCUGCAACACAUGGCGCACGGAGACAUCAAACCUGAGCGCUGCUGGGGAGCACCUGUUAACCUGGACGACAGUGGCAACUGGAGGACAGGCCCUCCCAGAGAGAACGAGGGCUCCAAUCUGCAGAAAAUGGCAGGUCUCUGUCAGAGCCUUGAGUCAGUUAUGAACGGACAGCGGCCCAGGGCCAACACAGUAGGGGCCCUCCGAGUGGAUCAGCAGGGCCGACUCCUCCCACCUGGGAUAGCAGCUCGCAGUGUGUUGAUGCAGCAGGACCCACGGCGGUUCAGCGAGGCCAGUAUCCUCCCGCCUCCGCGACCGCCGCCCCCCAACCCGAAUAGCUUUAACAUGAAACCCCUGAGGAAGCCAACAAUCCACCCAGCCUCGGGCAACCCAUGGCCCCCACAGUUGGUCCUGUCCCCUCCACCGCAGACGCAGCCUCAACCUCAACCUCAACCUCAACCUGUACAACGUUACCCACCUCAGCAGGUCAUCGGGGGCUCCAACCUGGCUAAAAUGGCCCACAUGGCUCGCUCAACCCCGCAGCUGGAUGAUUACACGGACAGAGAUCGAGAGAGGGAGCGAGUCAGAGAACGAGAUAAGUCGCCUCAUGUGCCGAACACAAGAGACACACUCACCACACAGGUCAUGGAGGCAGUUCAUGGAGUGACCAUUGAAGAGGUUCGUAGUGCACUUCAGCGUAAUGACUGGAACCCAGUGCGAGCAGAACAACAACUCAAGUUGGAGCAGCUGUACCUGCUGAGCCUUUGCUCCAGAGAAGACUGUCUGAAGAUCCUCUCCAGAUACCAUUGGAACCUGCAGAUGGCCAGCAGCUACCUGCUCCGAUGGUCACGGGACGAGAGGCCCCCAGCUAGUACAGAGAGACGAGUCUGAAGGGAUUUUCUAGCUGAUUUUUACGUUUAUUCAUUCAUAAAUUCAACAACAAUUCUGGCACUGGAAGCUGCCCAACACAACUAUGGAAGGUCAGGUGCAUAUAUGAGUAGAAAAGUGAAGAUUUAUGAAUGUAAAAAGGAAAAAAAAAAUUCUAACAGGUAUCAAGCACAAAGACUACUGACUACUGUUUUUGUAUUUUUAAUGAGACGCACAUUUCUGCAUCUUGCAAUUUUCUUUUUAUCUUAAUGCAUUUGUAUAUAUUGUAUGAAAAUGUUUUGUUUAUUGAAUUAAAGUGAUUGUCUGGUCUUAAUGCACA